AUGAAUAGUUCCAAUAUUGAUACAACUUAUUCUCAAAACAUACAAAACUUGACUCCAGAUGAACGUCAACUACUUGUUAAAUUUACCUAUUCAUUUGAUAAAGAUCAACUUUUACCAAUAACACAAACAACGCUUCUUAAAAUUGAACCUUGUUUUAAUGUUAUUACAAUCGAAGAUGAAGUUGCUAAAAAUUUUUAUGAAAAUAAAUCACAAGUCAUUUCAAAGAAACAUGACAAAAAUGAAUUUAUAAAACAACGAACAUCAAGUGAAUCCGAUAGUUUUGAAAAUGAAAAUUCUUCUGAAUUUAUUAAAGAAAAAGAAACAACUCAUAAUAUUAUUGAUGGUAAACAUGUUAUUCAUGAUCAAUUAAAAUCUUCUUCAUCUAUAAAAUCUAUUUUAAAAAAAUCUCAAAUAAACAAAGAAAUAUCAGUACCGAAAAUAGAUCAAUUAUCAAUAUCUCGUUAUUCUUCUCUAUCAUCUUCAAAAAAUAAGCCGACAACAUCUACACGUCUUGAUUUUAAUCAAGUUCGAUAUCUUGCUGAACAAACAGCUAAACAAUAUUCUUCAUUACAUUCAAUUCAUUCUCGUUCUCAUUCUCGUUCUCUUUUCGAUCAAACAAUUAAUAUAUUUGAUCCAAAUUGUUCGUAUGACAUAGCAUCAAAUAGUUGUCGUCCAUUUCGAGUUCAAUAUUAUAUGAAACCCUAUAGAGAACAAACUAAUACUUCAACGAAUAUGAUGAAACAAAAAUCAAUAUCACUUUCACCAAAUCGUCUUGCACAACAAUCAGACAAAACUGAUCAUUCACAUUAUUUUUCAAAUGAAUAUAUUCGACCAUCAAAAAGACAAUUAAAUAGAAAACAACAUAUUUCAGAGUCACCUCUAAGAGAAUAUACUGAUCAAGGAAGAGAUUAUAAUAUUAUAACAACAAAUAAAAGGCAAAUAUCUAUUUUCAUUAGUACUUUUAUUUGUUUUUCAUUUAGAAAGAAAAAAUCUUCGAUCAAAGCUAAUUCUCCUUCAUUAUCGACACGUCCUUUUCUUUCAUUAAUUAAAUCUUGCCAACGAAAUAUUCCUUCAAUAAUAUCUACUUCUGUUCGUCAACGAAUUUCUCGAUCAUCUCAAUUUCCUUCUUCUUCUUCUUCUUCUUCUUCUUCUUCUUCUUUAUCAACUGAUUCAUAUAAUACUCCUUCUGCUAUUGAAUGUUCUCUCACAUCUAUUAAUCCAUUAUCACAACAACGUGAUUGUAAACGAGAAAAUGAAACUAUUUUAAAGUCUCAUUUACCUGAUACAAUAUAUGAACAUAAGAAAGAACAUGAUGAAAAGAUCCAACGAUAUGAUCGAUUAUUAGAAAAGAUGAGAGCUACCGAUGAACAACUUCAAUCAUUAUCUCGAUUAUGUAUAUGCAAUACGUUGUCACAAAGAACACAUGUCAGUAAUAAUUCUUUAUUUNUCUCUUCUAGAAUGUUAACAUUAUAA
Molecule: messenger RNA, 1473 nt
Organism: Rotaria sp. Silwood2
Lineage: Eukaryota; Metazoa; Rotifera; Eurotatoria; Philodinida; Philodinidae
Source: the annotation of a GenBank genome assembly